AUGGCGGCCAUCAUCAGCGGGUGCGGCAGCGAGCCGCCAUCAGACGGCCGCACGCUGGACGACUUCCAGCUGCUGCACACGCUGGGCACCGGCACAUUCGGGCGAGUGUUCCUGUGCCAAUCCAAGGCGACCAAGCGCUUCUUUGCCAUGAAGGUUCUGCGAAAGUCGCAGGUGGUCAAGCUCAAGCAAGUUGAGCACAUCAACAACGAGAAGAACAUCCUGGAGGCGGCGCGGCACCCGUUCAUUGUGCAGCUCGAGUGCACCAUGCAGAACGAGCGCAACCUGUACAUGCUGAUGGAGUACGUGCCCGGCGGCGAGCUGUUCUCGCACCUGCGGCGCGCCGGCCGGUUCCCCGACGACGUCGCGCGGUUCUACGCGGCCGAGAUUGUGCUGGCGCUGGACUACCUGCACAGCAUGAAGAUCAUCUGGCGCGACACCAAGCCCGAGAACAUCCUGCUGGACGAGCGGGGCCACGUCAAGUUGACGGACUUUGGGUUUGCCAAGCGCGUCGAGGAGCGCACGUGGACGCUGUGCGGCACGCCCGAGUACCUGGCACCCGAGAUCAUCCAGAGCAAAGGCCACGGCAAGGCCGUCGACUGGUGGGCGCUGGGCAUCCUGAUUUUUGAGAUGCUGGCCGGCUACCCGCCGUUCUACGACGACAACCCGUUUGGCAUCUACGAGAAAAUCCUCGAGGGCAACCUCGUCUUCCCAGCGUUCUUCUCGCCGGCCGCCAGGGACCUGAUACAGCGCCUGCUGACGCCCGACGUGAGCAAGCGUCUGGGCAACCUGCAGGGCGACGGCGAGGAUGUCAAGACCCAUGCGUGGUUCAGCAUGAUUGACUGGCAAGUGCUCGUGCAGAAGCGCAUUCCGCCGCCGAUCGUGCCGCCGCACAGGCACCCUGGCGACACUUGCAACUUUGACAAGUACCCGGAGCCGCCGCAGGAGGCUGCCCUGGAGCCUGGCGUCGACCCAUACCGCCACCUGUUUUCGACCUUUUAG
Molecule: messenger RNA, 999 nt
Organism: Kickxella alabastrina
Lineage: Eukaryota; Fungi; Kickxellomycota; Kickxellomycetes; Kickxellales; Kickxellaceae
Product: camp-dependent protein kinase catalytic subunit
Exons: 1
Coding region: 1-999 (332 amino acids)
Biological process (GO): peptidyl-serine phosphorylation
Cellular component (GO): cAMP-dependent protein kinase complex; nucleus
Molecular function (GO): ATP binding; cAMP-dependent protein kinase activity
Source: RefSeq, a predicted model, not a curated record